Hyaloscypha bicolor E is the source of this 2514-nucleotide messenger RNA. Its product is annotated as S-adenosyl-L-methionine-dependent methyltransferase. The record is from RefSeq and is a predicted model, not a curated record. The transcript is spliced from 2 exons. Gene Ontology annotation, molecular function: methyltransferase activity. Lineage: Eukaryota; Fungi; Ascomycota; Leotiomycetes; Helotiales; Hyaloscyphaceae. Bases 200 to 2461 code for a protein of 753 amino acids.
UUCCGAGCUCGAAGCCUGACAGGGCUCUCAAGCGUCGAGUUUCAGAUUUCCUGGAUAUUGACGCGAAGGACAACCUCCUAAUUAUAUACUAUGGUGGUCAUGCAAGAAGAGCUCUACAGUCUAAUGAGGCCUCUUUGUGGUUUGCUCUAGGAACCGAGACAAUCCUUCAAUCGCAAUACCGUCCGGAGGUAUACAGUCCAUGCUCGAAGAAGCCGACGCCGAUGUUCUGCUCCUGUUGGAUUGCUGUCACUCUGCUGCUGUGCCAACAACUGACUGCCAACAACGAACUGGCGGAGUCGUGGAGGUGAUAGCGGCAUGCGGGUAUGAGACUAUUGCUGCAGAGGUGGACCAACACUCCUUCACAAAAGCCCUUACGGAUAUUUUGGCCAUGGCUUCCAAAGGUUUACCAUUCUCUAUCGGGGAACUGCAUUCCCGAGUGUUAAGCAGGCUUAAAUGUUGGACACCGCAAUUAUCAACUGAUGUGGAAGGGAAUUAUAUCGAGAAUGCCGAAGGGCGGCUGUUAUACGAGCGGCAGCCUCGAAGGACGCCUAUCUAUAGCAUCCUGUGUGAGACACGACCUCGUCGAAGCAUUGUGCUGGGGAGUCUCUUAGAUACAUCGUCUAGUUCCAGCUCAGACUACAAUCAAGAGACACCAAGCAUAAACUCUUCAUCUAAAACGUCGCCCCCGCUGUCUGAUUCAGAUGACGAAUGCAAAAGCUCCACUGGUACAAGCUUCCCGACUGCUGAAGGUUGUGGGGACCGCGAUCCCCAGGUCCUGCUUGCCAUCCGGUUAGACAGCGACAUAUUUGAUUUGGAAGCAUGGAUUGAAUGGGUUCGUAAUGCUCCUCCGGAGGCAAAGGGCAUUCGAAUCGAAGGGACUUAUGAUAGUUUCUCGACCCUCGUGCUGCUACGCAUGCCAGUUACCAUCUGGAAUCUGUUGCCAGAGAACUCUGCGUACAGCUUUGUCGGAUUCGUCACAUCUGGAAAUAAAUUCCUCGACGUUCAGCACGAUGCUGCCGUGCCCCCAAACCUGGUCCAAUUUGGGCAGGUGCGACCGUUAGCACCAUCUACCCAUGAUUCGAGCGAUCAAGGCACUCCGAGGCUAGAGAGGCACAGAAGCUUUAAAGCGGCGGGUGACGAAGGGUCCCAAAGCUAUGGAAUGGGACCUAAGGCUCUUGAUCAAGGGCUAAAAGGCUCUUUCGAAUCGCCGGUCAAGACUUCCCACCUCCAAGCAACCCAUGUUAGCUCCCGACCUUCAACGUCUGCUCGGGACAAUACUCCGAUCCCCAUAGUACCUCUUGCUGCCACCGCCGAGUUCAGCGUCAAAGGGAGACCGAUAACUCCGGACUCAGACUCUGGUUUUGAGAUCACUAUGGCCUUGGUGGACCAACUCUCGCUCACUCAAAACUCAGGCUUCAGCAUCUCCCCCAACAUUGACCAUGAACCACUCAAUGAUUCAGCUACGAUAGCCGACGCCAAGGCCGGAGUCGAGGUCGAUAGCGGCCUCUCAACUAAUUUUUCAGACAUUGAAGAUAGCGAUACGGAGUCUAUUGAUUCAGCUGUAACGAACUACCGCUGGGAAAACGGGCGGCGAUACCAUGGAUUCAAAGAUGGAGCGUACUGGGCCCCCAAUGAUGAUCAACAGAACGAAAGCCUUGAUAUUUCACACCACAAAUUUCUCAUGCUCCUUGACGGAAAGCUGCAUCUGGCACCCUUACCAAAAGACAUUGAAAGAGCUCUAGACGUCGGGACAGGGACAGGAAUUUGGGCAAUAGAUUUCGCCAAUCAGUACCCAGAUGCGAUUGUACAUGGUACAGAUCUUUCUCCAAUUCAGCCAGAUUUUGUCCCUUCAAAUUGCGAAUUCUUUAUCGAUGAUGCUGAGGACGAAUGGACAUAUCCGCCGAAUCACCUUGAUUUUGUUCAUAUACGAGGUUUGUUUGGAUCCAUUUCCGACUGGCCUGCUCUGUAUAAGCAAGCCUACAGACAUCUCAAACCCGGCGGCUAUAUAGAGCACAUAGAAAUAUCGAUCGAUGUUAAAUCUGAUGAUGGGACUAUCAAGCCCGAUAACCCGUUGGUCACACUUUCCGACUUUUUCACCACGGCUGGUCGGAUCACUGGACAAACCUUCCGGAUAUCAGACUACAUGAAGCAAGAUAUACAAGAUGCAGGGUUUGUCGGUGUUGUUGAGAAAGUGUACACAGCACCGAUAGGAGGCUGGUCUAAGGACCCGAAGUUGAAAUGGCUGGGGACGUUGACGCUAUUGGCAUUUGAUGCUGGACUCGAUGGGUAUGCGCUGGCCACGCUCACAAGAGUUAUGGGGUGGUCACCUGAUGCAGUCUAUAUAUUUCUGACUCAAGUACGCGCGGCAGCGCAGAAUCGAAGGGUACAUUCUUUUCACUAUAUCAAGGUGGUGUAUGCUCAAAAGCCUUUCGAGACAAAAUUAGCUCAGCGGCGGCAAUAAAAAGCUGAAAGUAUGCUCCUGCAGAAGCACUUCAUAGCGGGGGCGAAGAAAUA